Gaeumannomyces tritici R3-111a-1 is the source of this 1953-nucleotide messenger RNA. Its product is annotated as Ras-like protein ced-10. The transcript has 6 exons. Gene Ontology annotation, biological process: small GTPase-mediated signal transduction; regulation of cell shape; actin filament organization. Lineage: Eukaryota; Fungi; Ascomycota; Sordariomycetes; Magnaporthales; Magnaporthaceae. Bases 433 to 1032 code for a protein of 199 amino acids. The record is from RefSeq and is a predicted model, not a curated record. Gene Ontology annotation, cellular component: cell cortex; cytoplasmic vesicle; cell projection. Gene Ontology annotation, molecular function: GTP binding; GTPase activity; protein kinase binding.
AGCAUCCCGUCCCGCUGUUCCAAAACAUCUCUUCUAACUGAUUGAUGCAGCUUUUUCAACAACAAUCAACCCAACGCACCCAGAGCCACCGCCCGCAAAUACAGGCUCCAUUGCCACCCACCCAGACCCGCCGCCCGCUGAGAGCACCCGCUACAGUACAGUAGAGGCACCGCACUGCACCUGCACGCUGCACCGAAAAACCCGUGCAGUCCACAGUCCUACACCAGCCUCCACUGCCUCUCGUCCUGAACCAAGGGAAAAACACUUUGCGCCCACACACCACACAGUCUCAGCCGUACUCCCACCACCUCGGCCUUUGAAAACCGCCCGCCGCUGCCGCCGCCUGCACCUGCUGCUGGCUCAUCAACCUCCUGCCUCCGGUGCAGUUUCCCGUCAAGAGCGCCACCGCUUCUUUUGACCUCACAUCCCAAAAUGGCCGCCCCCGGGGUCCAGUCUCUCAAGUGUGUUGUGACCGGUGACGGUGCUGUCGGAAAGACAUGCCUGCUCAUUUCGUACACGACAAACGCCUUCCCCGGCGAAUACAUCCCCACAGUCUUCGACAACUACUCAGCUAGUGUCAUGGUCGAUGGCAAGCCCAUCAGCCUGGGACUGUGGGAUACCGCCGGACAGGAAGAUUACGACCGUCUGAGGCCGCUUUCGUACCCCCAGACGGACGUCUUCCUAAUCUGCUUCUCCAUUGUCAGCCCUCCGUCGUUCGACAACGUCAAGGCCAAGUGGUACCCAGAGAUCGACCACCACGCUCCGAACGUGCCCAUCAUCCUGGUCGGCACCAAGCUCGAUCUCCGGGAAGACCAGGGCACCCUCGAGAGCCUCCGUUCCAAGAGGAUGGAGCCUGUCUCGUACGACCAGGCUCUCAUCUGCGCCAAGGAGAUCAGGGCGCACAAGUACCUGGAGUGCUCUGCCCUGACCCAGCGCAACCUCAAGAGUGUCUUUGACGAGGCCAUUAGGGCCGUCCUGAACCCUCGACCCCAGCCUCAGAAGGUGAAGAAGUCGAAGUGCACGAUUCUGUAAAUCCGCUACCAUCCGAUUCUGGCCUGAGACCCUCCCGACCUCGACUUUAGCGCGUGUGCCAAGUCCCGUGCUCGCAUCUCGCACCAACUUAUCGCAAACCCAAUCUGGUUUCGACACAUUGGAUGGCCGACUGUCCCAUUCGGUCACUUUCCAGACGAUUACUCCAGAACGCAAGGAAUGAAGCAGAGAUCUUGACCCACCUCACUAUUGUCAGCAUCGGGCUCCAGUCGAGGCAGGUCGCUCGCGGCGAUUUCUUCAGCCGUCGAACAUUGUUGGUCGUUUAAACCAGCAGGUCUCGGGUCAGAUCUCUGGCUGUCUUGGUUGCUGUCUCGGGUUUUCAUCUUUUCCGCGUCUUUUUAUGCAAUACAGGGUAAUGGUGUUGGGUCAUUUUGCCUCUUUAUCGUUGCUCUCUCCUCACGGUCCUUUUUCUCCCUUCAUAUCCUGCAGGUAGCAAAUUUGCAUUCAACAGAAACCCUUCAUAUCUUUUUUAUUCCUUGUUUCUUUUCUGAUUUCUUUCCUUGCCGACAUCUGAGGAUCGCUCCUCCUUUUUUGAUUCCCCCCUGUAGAUAGCGAGGAUGUCGCCGCCUUUUGAGGCCUCUUGAAGAGAUACGAAUGGGAAGGUCGGAGGCCGCAAUGGGUGAUAUAGGGAGAUGUGGGCCAACAAGGGAGGCAACGUGAUAAAGACAGACAGCAAAUGAUGCCUGUGUCUCGACGGCUGGGCGGCAGUUGCAGCUUAGGGUAUACGAACAGGGUUGACGCCUCGGAAUGUGUCCUGCACCGGAGAGGUCUGCCAAAUGAUAUACAUGCGUUAUCUCGGAUCACGUCUGAAGCUAUUUGACAGUCGUCGGAGCGCACGAAUGAAUCACAUACCCUGGCAGUAUGGCACAUGGCAAACGGUGAGCGCACGGGGACCGUUCCAGC